AUGUUUUUUUUUUCAAGGAAUUGUUCUCUCUUGUUUUUUCACACACGCAUCUCUCUCUCUCUCUCUCUUUCUUAUUCUCUCUAUAAUUUCUUAUUUCUUUCUCUUUCACUUUCUCACUCACUUCCUCUCUUUCUAUGCAUUUUGUAUGAUGGUUUGUUAAAGGAAAAUGAUUGUAAGUUAUUGUUUUCCUUUGCCUUAACUCUCUCUCAUAUACUCCUUGUAUAUCUCCCAGUCUCUUCUUGCUUUCUCACUCUCCCUAUUUCUUUCUUGCAUACUCUCACAUUCUCUCUCUCCAUUUUGUAUGAGGAUUUUUAUCAAGAUAUUCUUCUCUUUUCUGUCAUUUUUUGGAAAAUCUCUUUCUUGUUUUCUCACUCUUUCUCUCCACUUACUCUCUUACUCUUUCUCUCCCACUUACUCUCUUACUCUUUCUCUCCACUUACUCUCUUACUCUUUCUCUCUCACCCUCUUUCUACAUAUUGUAUAAUGAUUUUUAUCAAUGAAAAUGAUAGCUAUACAAUUUCACUUAUAAUUUUCACACAGUAA
Molecule: messenger RNA, 543 nt
Organism: Acanthosepion pharaonis
Lineage: Eukaryota; Metazoa; Mollusca; Cephalopoda; Sepiida; Sepiidae
Source: the annotation of a GenBank genome assembly